AUGCUUUUGGUUCAUGAACGGGUUGAAUAUGGAGAGUCCGCAAAGCUAUUUGAUAAAAUCCUGCCACUGGAAAGGAUCGAAAUCACUGGUCUCGUGAAUAACGCUGUGCAAGCCUGUCACGGAUGCGGCAAACCAGCUGAGGGAAUGUGCCCUGAAUGUUUCCUCUGUAAAAGAGUGACAUUAUCAGAGGUAUCCUACUGUGUAAAUUGUUCGAAUCGUGUGCACUACAAUGCUGGUGAACAAGACCAUGCCAUCCGUUUGUUUUAUCCAAGUGGUCGCCCUGUGAAAAAACCUGCUGUUCAUCGUAUGGUUAGUUUUCCUGUUUGA
This is a messenger RNA of Ostertagia ostertagi, 327 nucleotides long. The record is from the annotation of a GenBank genome assembly. Lineage: Eukaryota; Metazoa; Nematoda; Chromadorea; Rhabditida; Trichostrongylidae.